This is a messenger RNA of Trichophyton rubrum CBS 118892, 309 nucleotides long. RefSeq lists its product as uncharacterized. Lineage: Eukaryota; Fungi; Ascomycota; Eurotiomycetes; Onygenales; Arthrodermataceae. The record is from RefSeq and is a predicted model, not a curated record. The coding region runs from base 1 to 309 and encodes 102 amino acids. The transcript is spliced from 2 exons.
AUGCAGGAUGUCGAUGACUUCCCGCGCCGCCUGCCUCUUGUCGUCCUGCGGCGGCAUCUUCUCUCUCUCUCUUCUCUAGCAGGUCUCUUGUCUCUUCGUGUCUGUCUUUUCUUCUUCUUCUUCUUCUAUCCUGUCUCUUCCACUGUCUUCAUGUCUCAUGCCGACGACGCCAAGCAAGAGAAAGAGAAGACGGAGACCACGAGGCAAAGAUCCUCGACCUGCGCAGCCUCAGCCAGGAUGCCGCCGCCGCCGUCCUCGCCCAGGUCGCCCGCAUCGAACGCCGCACUUUCCCCCCCUCGGAGGCCCUGA